AAUAUUUCUUUUUCCAACAUUUACAAGUCCUAGAGGUGAUGUUUGUUCACCCGCUCUUCAAACUCCGCUCAAUGACUCAUCGUUUUCAAAUCUACCAUUCUCUCAUACUGUCUGUUCCUUAAAUUUAAUAUUACCUUCUCUUUACAUUUUCUUAAACUAAAACCAAAACCCAGAAAAUUAAACCAAUAAACAGAAAUGAAAUGCUUCUAUUUUACAAAGGACGAAGAAGAAGGGGCAACAUUAAGUUCAAGGGAAUCAAAAGUUUCAUGGGUUCGUUCAUUAAGCGUCGCAUCGAGCAGUGCAACCGUUGAUACGCGGAGGUCACGGUCCGAGUUGGACUCGGAGUCGAGGGAUUAUACUGACUCGUUCGAGUUUUACGAGUUUUUGACUCAGCGACGAGCUAAUGAUCUGCGAGUUUUUGGGUUUUAUGAGCUGAAAUUAGCGACGAAAGGUUUCAGCAGAAGUUUAAUGAUCGGAGAAGGAGGUUUUGGGUGUGUGUAUAGAGGAGUUGUUGGUGAAUUGGAAGUUGCUGUUAAACGAUUGAAUCGCCAUGGAUUCCAGGGGCAUAAGGAGUGGAUUAAUGAAGUAAACUUUUUAGGUGUAGUGAAGCACCCAAAUCUAGUGAAGUUAAUCGGCUAUUGUGCUGAGGAUGAUGAAAGAGGGAUGCAACGUCUUUUAGUUUAUGAACUCAUGCGUAACAAAAGCUUGGAGGACCAUCUAUUGUCCCGAUCAUCAGCUCCUCUCGCCUGGACUUUGAGAUUAAAAAUUGCCCAAGAUGCAGCUCGUGGAUUAGCAUAUCUGCAUGAAGAAAUGGAUUUUCAGUUGAUAUUUCGAGACUUCAAGCCAUCAAAUAUUCUUCUGGAUGAAGACUUUAAUGCAAAGCUUUCAGAUUUUGGACUGGCUCGGCAAGGUCCAGCUGCAGGACUAAGCCAUGUGUCAACAUCAGUCGUUGGUACAGUAGGCUAUGCGGCCCCCGAAUAUGUCCAGACUGGAAGACUCACUGCUAAAAGUGAUGUUUGGAGCUUUGGAGUUGUUCUCUAUGAACUUAUCACAGGAAGGAGAGUGUUGGAACGAAACCUUCCUCGAGCUGAGCAAAAACUACUGGAAUGGGUGAGACCCUAUGUUUCAGACUCAAAGAAAUUUCAUUUUAUUAUUGACCCUCGGCUUGAAGGCCAUGAUUGUGUCAAGUCAGCUCAGAGACUCGCAUUACUGGCCAACAAAUGCCUCGCAAAGAAUCCAAGAUCUCGCCCUAAAAUGAGUGAGGUCGUUGAUACACUCGGGAAUAUCAUAGCUGAUGCAGCAGCUCAAGGUGAAUCAGUGCCUGAGACUGCAAAAGAAGCAGUAGUUGAAAACGAAGAAGCUGCAGAAGUAGGUGUCGACACAAAGGAAGAAGGAAGAGAGGAAGUUGAAUCAGGAAAACCGGAAAGCAAUAAUCAAAAGUGGAGUUUCGAUUUCAAAGAAAUGGUCAGCUUUAGGAACAAAUCUAUUGGUAAGUUAGAUUGGAGGAAUUGGACAGCAGGUUUAGUCAAAACAUCAUAACAUACUGCCCCUCGUGUUCUGCAGACCCUGGCUGAUGGAGCAUUUUUGUUUUUUAGAAUGGAGAUAUCGGCACAUUAUCAAAAAAAAAAAAAAAAAGAAAGAAAGAGAAUGGAGAUAUCAGCAACUUUGCUACAUAUUUUCUGCAAAGAGGUGUAAAUUUAGUAGGAGCGUCUCCAGGUCCAUUUUCCUAAUCUUGUAUUUGGCCUAGGAAGGGUUAGUUCACAAUUGGAAUGCAUUUCCACUUGUAGUUUGUAUAGGGAACAAUCCUUUUCUCUUUUAAGUGUAAUCCUUCACAGAGACAACUAUUUGGAUCAGCACAUCCAGUCUCACUACAAUGGUUGAGAGCUACUUAGAGGGCAAUAUGUUCUAUGAACUUAGUUUGCUAUAUUGUAUUCAACCCUUAAAUUAAUGAAAGAGGCUCCUUUCUCUUUUUC
Messenger RNA from Nicotiana attenuata, 1973 nucleotides. Its product is annotated as probable receptor-like protein kinase At5g47070. The transcript is spliced from 4 exons. Gene Ontology annotation, molecular function: protein kinase activity; ATP binding. NCBI's taxonomy places the organism in Eukaryota, Viridiplantae, Streptophyta, Magnoliopsida, Solanales, Solanaceae. Gene Ontology annotation, biological process: protein phosphorylation. The record is from RefSeq and is a predicted model, not a curated record. Bases 196 to 1539 code for a protein of 447 amino acids.